GAUUAAGAAUUAAAAAAAAAAGAGAAAACCCAACCCAUUAUUCCACUGUUACUUCAUCACCACCCCACGGAGCUGCUACGCAAACGUUUGCCCUUCCCCUCUUGGCACCUUUGACUCCACAAAUACUUUCCCCCUGCGUGUUUCCUUUUCUUUCCUUUCCUCGCUAGAUACUUCUACACCUGUUCAGCAGUAAGCCGUUUACCCCCACGAGCGGCUUUCAAAUUACACGUUUUAACUCCCCCCCACAAGCGGCUUUCCCCCGAGUUGCGGCUGCCCGUCAGCUUUUGUGCCCACCAUUUUUCGAAAGGAGAAAUAGGUGUUGCCCAAAAUGAGCUCGCAGAAGGAAAGCAAGAAGCGCAAGUCCGACGCGCUGGACCAGGCGUGCCUGGAGCUGAGCGAGGAGGUGGAGAACGCGGAGGAAGUCCCAAAGAAAAACGACGAAGUGGAGGAAGAGGACCUGGAGACGCAGUUCAGCAACUGGAAGGUGAACAGCGGGUUGCUCUACGACUUUGUCAGCAGAAAGGAGUUGGAGUGGCCCUCACUCUCCAUCGAUUUUGGAGACUACCACAACGAAAAUGUAGAAGACAGCGUAUUUAACCAAAUAGUGUGCGUAGGAACACAUACGUCUAAUAAGGAGCUCAAUUACCUUUACGUGUGUGAGGUCUUGUUCCCUCUGGAGCAGCUGCCACAAGAGAAUUGCAUUUAUAAGACGAAUCAAAAUUAUGAAGGGUUUGAUUUCUGCCCAGAUAAGAAAAAAUUUACAAUUCAAUCGAAGAUAGCACAUGAAGGAGAAGUCAACAGAAUAAAGUUCCUCCCUUUGGAAAAGAAAAAUUUUGUGGUGACCAAGGCGAUCGAUGGGAACCUUCACCUAUUUGAUAUUAACAAACACGAAAUUGAAACAAGUGAAGAUAAGAUGAGUCCAGAAGUGUCCUUCAUUGGGAAUUCAUCAGAUGGGUUUGGCUUAGAUUUUAAUGCGGAAAAGAAAUACGCCUUGACGUGUGGAAAUGAUGGAGUGCUUAACCUGUAUGACUACACCGAAAUGGAUAGCAAAAAAGUGAGUCCCUUUUACAGCGUGAAAUAUAAGUCUCCUUUGAACGACGUGUGUGCCACGAACGAUCCCAAUUUGAUCCUCUCAUGUGCAGACAAUGGCUACAUCUUAAUGUAUGAUAUUCGGGUGAAAGGAGAAGAACCCGCGCAACAGGUUCUGGGUCAGCAGGUAGCUGUGAACUGCAUCUCGCUCAACAAAUUUACGGGCCACUUUGCAUCUGGAAGUGAAAAUGGGAAAAUAAAAAUUUGGGACAUCAAAAGGUUCUCCGAACCUCAGCAUAUAAUCCACGCGCAUAAGGAGCCCAUCAUCCGACUGAACUUUUCCCCAAAUGAUUCUUCCAUCCUGGGUUCUGCCAGCACUAGUCGGUUUAUAAAUAUAUACAAUUUGACCAAAAUUGGGGAAGAACUAGAUGCCAUUGACCUGUCCGAUGGGCCCUCCGAGCUGAUCUUUUCGCAUGGAGGGCACACCCAACCUAUCACGGAUUUCAACUGGAACCACCACAAGCAGCUGAAGAUGUUCAUCGGCUCCACCGGCGAGGACAACACGCUGCAGUUCUGGCAGCUCAAGACGGAGCUCCUCGACGAGGCCAACACCGUCCCGACGUCCAACACCGACGUGGAGUGA
Molecule: messenger RNA, 1672 nt
Organism: Plasmodium vivax (malaria parasite P. vivax)
Lineage: Eukaryota; Apicomplexa; Aconoidasida; Haemosporida; Plasmodiidae
Product: chromatin assembly factor 1 protein WD40 domain, putative
Exons: 3
Coding region: 329-1672 (447 amino acids)
Biological process (GO): regulation of gene expression
Cellular component (GO): nucleus
Molecular function (GO): histone binding
Source: RefSeq, a predicted model, not a curated record